GGUGGUGGCAGCGUGCAAUCCAAGCGAGCGCGUGUGUUUUUGUAUUCGCGUUGCGAUGCACCGUGAUUCGGUAUCGAAGGGCCGGUGGGAAGGGGGCAAUAUGGCGGUUGCCGUGCAGACGAGCGAAUGCGCUGUCGAGGUGCACCGCGCGCGUUUACCGACGACAACGGCAACGUGAGAUGGCCCGGCCCGGACGUGCAGUAGUAACGUCCGUUGCACGGAACUUGUAGCUCGCACGUUGUCGUCGAAGCAUCAUUGGCGAUGCUCGUCUGACGCGAGCCGCGUUCCUCGAUUCGCUCAACCGGGUUGAAAAAAAUUGAGCUUGCCGCUUGCACGCUUGCCCGUUGGCUCGUCUCGAGUUGCCGUUUCUCGUUGGUAGUUUAGCAAUAGUGCAUCUUUGUGUCCUCAUUAAGGCAUUGUCUCAAACGUCCCAGGAGCAUCGCUCAUCGUGACGAGACACGCGCGCAAAGCCUCGCGGUAUUCCGUUUGUCAUGGCGAAUCUAUGAAAGUGGAGAAAGAUCUACGAAACUUGUCUCGUUGUUUUAUAUUCGACGGAUCGAAAUGAUCAGCGUGCUUAAAUAGAUGCUGCAGAUAUCUUUGGCUCAAAUUUCAUUGCCAAGUUAUUACGUACAUACACAUGUGCAACCAAAAAGUAUGAUGAUGGAGUGAGCGAUGAUACCAGUGGCAGUGAUUUCGAUGAUGAGGAAGACCCUGAUAAAAUUGAAGUACCUGGUGGAGGUAAAGAUCUUGCAACUGCUGCCGGAAUUGCAAGUAUCAAAGAUGAGAAACAGAAUAUGGAUCUACCAGUGAGUCCUUUGGACAAAACACAAGGGGCAUUAAGUGCGUUAAAUCAAAAAUUUGGAAAUAAAAUUCCUGGUGGUUUAGUGACAAAGACUGCAGCACCAGGUUAUGAAAUGGUGCGUGUUGGUGGCUCUCAGGGUGCUGCUCCAGGUUUCGUUAAUGCGAACCAAUUUAAUCAGUUGAGUCAGUUGGCAGCUAGUGGAUAUGGUUUUCCACCGGGACUGGCUACUCUCACGGGAUUCAAUCCUGCUGCUUUCCUUCAGUCGAGCAUGGACAUGAAUGCUUUGAUGGGUAGCUUUAUGGGUAUGCCUGGAAUGAACAUGGGAGUUAAUCCUUUCCUUCAAUUUCUUAAUCAAAGCGGGAUUCAUCCCAAUUGGUCAGGGCUUUCAGGAAAGACCGUGUCACAGAUGUGGAUGAAUUCCGGCGAUCCGACGAAACUGAUGCAGCCAAAUGUACCGGAGGAAGAAGAGGUUGACGACGAAGAUAUGGGUGUCGCCGAGACUUAUGCCGAUUACAUGCCAACAAAGCUCAAGCUUGGACGGAAGCAUCCGGAUCCCGUUGUCGAAACGGCGUCCUUAUCGAGCGUCGAGCCGACGGACGUUUGGUACAAGGUCUCCAUCCCGGAGGAAACGAUACGAUCCGGCGCGCUCUCUGCGCUCCAACUCGAGUCUAUCACGUACGCGUCCCAGCAGCACGAGCAUCUGCUGCCCGACGAUACACGGGCUGGUUUUCUGAUCGGCGACGGUGCAGGUGUCGGCAAGGGUAGAACUAUCGCCGGCAUAAUAUUCGAAAAUUACUUGAAAGGUCGGAAACGUGCCAUCUGGGUGUCCGUGUCGAAUGAUCUCAAGUACGAUGCCGAGCGUGAUUUGAAGGAUAUAGGUGCAGGCAAGAUCGACGUACACGCGUUGAACAAAUUCAAGUAUGCAAAAAUUUCGUCGGCGGUAAACGGCAACGUGAAGAAAGGCGUCAUCUUCAGCACGUAUUCCGCGUUAAUUGGCGAAUCGUCGCAGAGCGGGGGGAAAUAUAAGAGCCGAUUAAAGCAGUUGUUGCAGUGGUGCGGUGAAGAUUUCGAUGGUCUGAUAAUCUUCGACGAGUGUCACCGGGCGAAAAAUCUCUGCCCUACCGGUAGCUCAAAACCUACGAAAACAGGCUUAACCGUCUUGGAGCUGCAAAACAAGCUUCCGAAAGCUAGAGUCGUAUAUGCCAGUGCGACUGGUGCUUCCGAACCCCGUAAUAUGGCCUACAUGGUGCGGCUGGGCAUGUGGGGCGAGGGCACGCCUUUCCCCGAGUUCACCGACUUCAUCACCGCAGUGGAGAAACGCGGUGUCGGCGCGAUGGAGAUUGUAGCUAUGGACAUGAAGCUGCGCGGUAUGUACAUCGCACGACAAUUGAGCUUCCACGGCGUGGCCUUUAAGAUCGAGGAGGUGCCCCUUUCCAAGGACUUUACCAAAGUUUACGAUCACUCGGUGCGAUUGUGGGUGCAAGCGAUGCAGAGGUUCCAAGAAGCGGCGGAGUUGAUUGACGCGGAGAAUCGCAUGAAGAAAACCAUGUGGGGUCAGUUUUGGUCCUCGCAUCAACGUUUCUUCAAGUAUCUCUGCAUUGCCGCGAAAGUGAAACACGCGGUGGCGGUGGCUCGCGAAGCGGUCAAAUGCGGCAAAUGCGUGGUGAUAGGCCUUCAGUCUACCGGCGAAGCGCGCACUUUGGAGCAGUUGGAGCGCGACGAUGGCGAACUCAGCGAUUUUGUUUCCACCGCAAAGGGCGUCUUGCAGACACUGGUGGAGAAACACUUUCCAGCACCGGAUCGUAAUCGUAUCCAACGUCUUCUCGGUUUGGAACCACCAAAGCUCAGAUUAGACGAUGACGAUUACAUGGAUGGUGCUGGCGGUUCCGCGGGAGGUAGCAAAAGGAAGCCGAUCCGCCAGGCGGCACAACGUGCAACGAAAAAAGUGCGCGCUUGGUCAUCGGAGGAGGAGAUAUCGGACGAAGAGAGAAACUGCGCCCACAGCUCUGGCUCGGAAUUCAAAUUGACCGGUAGCGAGAGCGAGGACGAGCAACACACCGACGAGGAGAGCAACGUCAGUUCCGACUUCAAUCCGUUCUUCAGCGACAGUGACUCCGACGCCGAUCCUUGGGACCGACGAAAGAAAAAGGGAAGCAAAAAGCAGAAGAAACCGCAGAAGAAACGGUUGAGCACGCAGGAUAAGAUCCAAUCGAUGCUCGUGGAGAAACAGUCCAGUAACAGGAAUAAACGUAAUGGCGACACGGGAAUCAGCGGUCCUAUGGGCGUCAUAAGUGGUAGCGUGCCCCGUAGCCAGGCACCGCCCAGAGACGCGAUCGAGAGAGCUUGCAGCAUGAAGGAGGAGCUGUUGUCGCAGAUAGAGACUCUUGGCGAACGAUUACCGCCAAACACGCUGGAUCAACUGAUAGACGAGCUCGGCGGGCCGGAAAAUGUCGCGGAGAUGACGGGUAGGAAAGGUCGUGUCGUGCAAACGGAAGACGGUGCAAUACAAUACGAAUCCAGGUCAGAGGUGGACGUUCCUUUGGAGACGUUGAAUUUGACGGAGAAACAGAGGUUUAUGGACGGAGAGAAAACCGUAGCGAUUAUCUCUGAAGCAGCCAGCAGCGGCAUAUCGUUACAGAGCGACAGGCGAGCGAGGAAUCAAAUGCGACGUGUGCAUAUCACGCUCGAGUUGCCGUGGAGCGCGGACAGAGCGAUACAGCAGUUCGGACGAACGCAUCGAUCUAACCAAGUCAAUGCACCGGAGUACAUAUUCCUCAUAUCAGACUUGGCCGGAGAGAGGCGCUUCGCCUCGAUCGUUGCGAAGCGUCUGGAGAGCCUAGGUGCGCUGACGCACGGCGAUCGUCGUGCGACGGAGACUCGAGAUCUCUCGCAAUUCAAUAUCGACAACAAGUAUGGCCGUACGGCUCUGGAAGCGACGAUGAAAGCUAUAAUGGGGUACGAACCACCAUUGGUACCACCGCCGCAAGACUAUCACGGUGAUUUCUUCAAGGACGUGGCUGAUGCGUUAGUGGGCGUCGGUUUAAUUUGCAACAGCGAGAACGCGCCCGGCGUGCUCACCCUCGACAAAGACUACAAUAACAUGUCCAAGUUCCUGAAUCGCAUCCUCGGUAUGCCGGUGGACCUGCAGAAUCGUCUGUUUAAAUAUUUCACCGACACGCUGAACGCCAUUAUCGGCCAGGCCAAGAAGACCGGCCGUUUCGACAUGGGUAUUCUCGAUCUCGGCACAUCGGGCGAGAACGUCCGUCGGGUAAGAUUGUUCCGAUUUCUGCGGAAACACGCGACCGGCAAGGCACCAACGGAGCUGCACGUGGUUCAUGUCGAGCGCGGAAUGAGCUGGUCCGAAGCCACGGACAAGUGCUCGGAACUGAUUGCGCCCAAAGAGGGCUUCUACUUGAGCCAUCAGAUCCGUAACGGCAAGCAGACCGCCAUUCUCGCAAUGAUGGUGGAGGGCGGCAAGAAGAAAACCGAGAGCAAGAAGGAUCAACUGUAUAUGGUGCACAGGCCCAAUACGGGACUGCAGCUGCGACAGGAGACUCUAGGUGAACUGGAGAAAAAAUACAAGAAAGUGAGCACGGACGAGGCUGAACCGCACUGGACGCAGCAAUACGAGGCUUCUGUAGACACGUGUUCGCACGCGUACUGGAGCGGCAACUGCAAAAACGCCAAUAUUGGCAUGGAUUGCGAGGUGGGGCUAAGAAGACGUUCCUAUAAUGUGUUAGCUGGUUCGGUUCUGAGCGUUUGGAGCCGCGUGGAAAAUGUGCUCGCCGCACGAUCCGGGCACAAUUCCAAGAUGCAAGUUGUACGACUACGGACGGAUGAAGGACUGAAGAUUGUCGGAACACUUAUCCCGAAAUCUUGUAUGGAGCCGUUGCGCCAAGCGCUUUCUUCCGACGCGGAAAACACGGAGGAACUGACGUUUUGAAAGUAGAAUCGUAUCCAGGGUGAGACACAUUGAGUGAUUUGCACAAGAUCAAUAAAUGCAAUUGUCUCGCGCGACAAAGUGCGGAAACUUUUCGUAAAUCAUCCGCUCAAUUCGAGUUGUAACGGAAACGUCUGUUUGACAUCUAUU
This is a messenger RNA of Ooceraea biroi (clonal raider ant), 4892 nucleotides long. RefSeq names its product Protein strawberry notch (gene sno). Gene Ontology annotation, molecular function: chromatin DNA binding; histone binding. The record is from RefSeq and is a predicted model, not a curated record. NCBI's taxonomy places the organism in Eukaryota, Metazoa, Arthropoda, Insecta, Hymenoptera, Formicidae. Gene Ontology annotation, cellular component: nucleus. Gene Ontology annotation, biological process: regulation of DNA-templated transcription.